Pollicipes pollicipes is the source of this 1652-nucleotide messenger RNA. RefSeq names its product acetylcholinesterase-like. Lineage: Eukaryota; Metazoa; Arthropoda; Thecostraca; Pollicipedomorpha; Pollicipedidae. The record is from RefSeq and is a predicted model, not a curated record. Gene Ontology annotation, molecular function: acetylcholinesterase activity. Gene Ontology annotation, cellular component: plasma membrane. Gene Ontology annotation, biological process: choline metabolic process; acetylcholine catabolic process.
CUCUGCUGCGUCUGUGUCUACUCGCGCUGGCGUCGUGGGCGGCGGCCGCCGCCGAAUACGAGGGCGGCGGCGACUCGAACCCGUACGGCACCGACGCGGAGCUCGAGCCGGGCGACGACCUGCUGGUGGAGACGCACGAGGGCCUGCUGGAGGGCGUGACGCUGACGGCCGGCUCCGGCCGCCUGGUGGACGCAUGGCUGGGCGUGCCAUUCGCGCAGCCGCCAGUCGGGCCGCUGCGUUUCCGGCCGCCGGUGCCGGCCGCGUCGUGGGAGGGCGUACGGCCGGCGCAGCGCCAGCCCAACUCCUGCUGGCAGGUGCUCGACGAGUUCUUCGGCGACUUCGACGGCGCCACCAUGUGGAACGCCAACACACCGCGCAGCGAGGAUUGCCUGUACCUGAGCGUGACGCGGCCAAGACCGCGGCCUUCGCGGCCGGCACCUGUGCUCGUCUGGAUCUACGGCGGCGGCUUCUACAGCGGCACGGCCACGCUGGACGUCUACGAGCCAAGCGUGCUGGCGGCGGAGGGCGGCGUCAUCGUCGUGGCGAUCCAGUACCGCGUCGCUUCGCUCGGCUUCCUGCAGCUGGACGCGGCGCCGGGCAACGUCGGCCUGCUGGACCAGGUGCUGGCGUUGCGCUGGGUGCAGCGCAACAUCGCCCGCUUCGGCGGCGACCCGGAGCGUGUCACGCUCUUCGGCAACUCGGCCGGCGCGGUCAGCGUCAGCAUGCACCUGCUGUCGCCGCUGUCGGCGCCGCUCUUCCGGCGCGCCGUGCUGCAGUCGGGCUCGGCCACCAACCCGUGGGCGGUGUUGAGCGCGGAGGAGGCGCGCCGCCGCGCGCUACGGCUGGCCGAGGAGGUCGACUGUCCGCGUGCGCCGGCGGCGCGCGCGCUCGCCUGCCUCCGCAGACGAGUGCCGAGGCGCCUGGUGAACGCCGAGUUCUUCACCACCGGCAUCUGCGAGUUCCCGUUCGUGCCGGUGGUGGACGGCGAGUUUCUCCCCGAGGACCCGGCCGAGGCGCUCGCCGCCGGCCGCUUCAAGCGCGCCGAGCUCCUGGCCGGCAGCGUCGCCGAGGAGGGCAACUACUUUCUGCUGUACUACCUCGCCGAGUACGCCAACCUGACGGUGGUGCCGAGCCCGAGCCGGGCCGACUUCACGCGGCACGUGGCCGCCCUGCUGCCGCGGCUCUCCGAGCCGGCGCGGCUCGCCGUCAGCCACGAGUACACCGACUGGACGCGGCCGUACGCGCCGGCCACACUCCGCGACGGCCUCGACAAGCUAGUCGGCGACCGCCAGUUCGCCUGCGGCGUCAACGAUUUCGCGGCGGCGUACGCGCGCGAGGGCGGCGCCGUGUUCGUCUAUCAGCUGCGCCAGCGCGCGCCCGGCUCGCUCUGGCCCCAGUGGACGGGCGUGCUGCACGGAGACGAGGUGGCGUACGUGUUCGGCUUGCCGCUUCGCGCCGGCGGGAGCUUCAGCCGCGAGGAGGUCACGCUGUCCAAAAGGAUGAUCGGUUACUGGACUAACUUCGCCAAGACCGGGGACCCGAACCAGUCAGGUGACCAAUGCGCCCUGGACGGAGGCGCCUCGGCCGACUGGCCCCUGUACGAGCCGAGCGGCCAGCGGUACCUGGUGCUGGCGGCCAAGGCGGCGGUGUAG